Messenger RNA from Aspergillus chevalieri, 753 nucleotides. RefSeq names its product YoaK family protein. The transcript has a single exon. Lineage: Eukaryota; Fungi; Ascomycota; Eurotiomycetes; Eurotiales; Aspergillaceae. The record is from RefSeq and is a predicted model, not a curated record. Bases 1 to 753 code for a protein of 250 amino acids.
AUGCCACGCGAAGAAGAGCCUCUCCUACCUCGUGCACAGCCCAAACCUACGCCACGCCUCGCCGCCUAUCUCAAACAGGAAGUCUCACCUCAUCGGGGCGAUCUCGUUCUCCUUCUUUGCUAUGUCAUCACCGGACUCCUCGACAGCUCCGCCUUCUUCAUCUGGGGCUCCUUUGUGAGCAUGCAAACCGGAAACACGGUCUAUCUCGGCCUAGGACUAGCACAAGCAGACCCCGACCGUCGAUGGGUGAAAUCCGGUCUCUCGAUUGCCAGUUUCUGCGCGGGAUCGCGGUUAUUCGGCACGUUUUAUCGUCUUUGUGGUCCGUCUGCACGACGGCGCUGGGCCCUCUCCGCGUCGUUCCUAUUUCAGGCGCUACUGGUUGGCAUUGCCGCGGUGAUUGUUACACUGCAUCGUCAUCACCAUCUUACCGCGGAAGAGUGGCGCGUUCUGGUUCCGUUAUGUCUGGUAGCUUUCCAAAGCAGUGGUCAAGCGGUGACGAGCCGGGUUCUCGAAUGCCGGGGACUGACUAGUGUGGUGCUGACGAGCGUCUACUGCGAUCUUUUCUCGAAUUCAAUUGGUUUCAAUGUCGAACAGCGGCGGCGUGUUGCGGCUAUUCUAUGCUUGGGGCUAGGCACCAUGCUAGGGGGUCUAUGGGCGAAGAGUCCUACAGGAUUGUCGGGGGCAUUGUGGACAGCGGUGGCUUUGAAGGGGGGAAUUGGGGGUGCGUGGAUGGCAUGGCCAGGGGUUGCAUAG